CAAUCUGCAAGAGACUGUUGUGAUGGACCGAGUGUUGAGCUCUUUCAUACUUGACCAAUUCAGGAGCAGGUUCAGAUACAUUCAGAUUUAAGAAAACAGUGCAUGCCCAGUACCUGCCAACAGUGCAUAACAAGAGACGUCACCGACCGCCCAAGCGGAUAACGAGCUGAUCAGUGGCGAAUAGACUAUACUGUGUUAGGUGAACGCUGGAUAUGUAAACAAGACAACGUUGAGAAUAUAGAGUUAUAUUGUGAUUGCUUUGUCGCAAUUACCUCAUAAUGGGUAAAAUAAGAAGACUUAGGCAGAAGUAUCAUGCCAGUUUGAGUAAGGAUGGAAAAGAUCAAGAAUCUAAUGGUCUUGCUUCGGCUCCUAGAAUUCCUCAAUUAGUGCCUGUGGUUAAGAAGACAACAACUGAUGGAGUCGGUUCCAGUGGUAAUAUGUUUGCUGGUUUGCAAAUCAAAUUAGGGGAAGCAGAAAGCACACCUCCAACUGGAAGUAUGGAUGUAUCAGACACUAUGAGCACCAUUUCUUCUGGUCGACGUGAUAGAAGUGGUAGCAAGAAGGAGAGAAGAAAACAGAGACACGAAGAAUUCAUGCAAAAAAUUGAUGUUGUACGAGCUUCAUCAAGAGCUGAGAAAGAGCGCAAGAAACGAGAAAAGACUGCAGUAGUUGGAGAUAUGCACCCAUUGCUAAAUGCACUGCCCUCCUUGGAAGAACUUUUUGCCUCUUCCAACAAAAAUAAAGAUUCUCAGAUAAUAAAGGAAGUUAAGGGAACUAAGAAACAGAAAGAAGCACAAAAAGAUUUCAUGUCAGAUAUGCAGACGUUUAUGACAAUUCAACAGGAUCCUAUCUACAGAAACGACCCAUUUGGUGCAGUGUGUAAGGGAGUAGAAAAUAGAGUACUUAAUGAACAAGAAGAUUCAUGAUUAUAAUCUGAAAUGUGAGCAUACCUAUGUGAAUUUUUUGUUUGCAGCAACAGUUGGGUUGGGUUUAUGUAAGUAUAGUAAUGCCUUGUUAGUGCAAAAGAUGCAUUCCAAAGGGUCUUUGCAUUCACAAGCAAAUUUUUGGUAAAGAAACAGUUUAUAACCUGUACUUAAAUGGAUUGUCCACAUUGAAAACAAGCUAGGAGGUACCCACCAUAAUUGACAAUUGUCGCCAUAAGGUCAUCAGUAACUUCACAGCUACAGUACCUCUUUAUAGCACUUGCUGAUUUAGCAGUUAUACAAGUUUUAUGAAUAUCUAUGGCAUUUAACAUUUUGAAACCAACCUGAACUGGCUUUCAAAAUUUCUGAAGAAUUGCUAUCCUCUUGUUGAUUUACUUUAAAAUAGAGAAAGGGCUUUAUUGCAAAUGACUGCUUGACUAAGGGACAUGUAUUUCUUAGAACAUUUAGAAUCAAUAUCACAACACAACACCAACAUUUUCUUAAUUUUUUUCUAACAAAUGAGUUCAUUAGAAUAUUUAGUAUCAAUUGACAACAUCAGCAAUCCCGUCAUUUUUCUUAACAAAUCACUACAUGAAACAUGAGGUUCUUCACCGUUGCUGGGGUGACUGAUUCAACAGAACCGUUGAACAUGUCUUAAUUUAAUAGAGUUUUAUAAAUUGUAUAAACUGUUAUUGUUCUGAUAUUCUGAUUUUUUUCAAAAUGCUGAAUCACUUAAAUUUUUUCUUGAAAAUUUGUUUUUCUUGGUAAUAUAGAAUCACUUCCUGCACUUACAGUAUACUGCCAUCACUUAAAUUUUAUCUUUUCUUCUUUGAUUUAAUGCAAUUAUGUUCCCAUAGCUCUUAUUUUCAUUUUGCACUAGAAAUUAAACAAAAUACUGUACAGUGUUGGUUGCAAUGAUGUUACCAUUGUUUACUCUGUUUUUGUGACAAGUGCUUUUGCUUUGUUUUUGUAACUGUGAAGUGAGUAGUGUAACUUUAAAAAUGUCUGGGAAGGCCAAGACACCCAGGAAAAAACAUGUCUCUGGAGGUAAAGCUUGACAUUGUAAAGUGGCAUGAGACACCCCUAGAGGCUGUGGGAGUCAAAGUGACAUCUCCACUCCACCUUCAAGAGCCCUCUUAGCCUCAAAGGGGACAUGUCAUAAUGACUAGGCUUGUUCUUAAUGAUGUGGUGAAUGUUGUUUAAUUGUUUUGUCGACAUAUUAUUAGUGUAGGAAUUUUUUCUCAGUGAUACAUGUGGGUGUCCGACUGGCUGGGAAUGUAUCAUAUUGAACUCCAUGUUAUAAUGUUCUUGAUUUAUGAUAUUUCUCCCUGUGAUGUGUUUUUCAGGAACCUAACCCUAUAAUAAAUGGGGGAUACUGUACUUGUAAUCUUGUCUUUUUAUGUACAGUAUCAAUAUUUCCACAAGUCUGUCCAUUCCAAGUUCUGUGGACAAGGAUUGUGGGUAAAUGAGAAGAUAGAUUUUUAUGAAAUUUGGCAAAGUCUUUAAGACAGUUGGGGAGCUAUGCAUGUCAAACAUCUUUUAAAUCUUAUUCAUACUGGUUGACUGGUGGCCAUUUUGUUAAAGAUUUCUGUAACUAAACACAGUGACCCAGGAGUACGCCCUAAAGAGAAGUGAAAUUUUUAUCAACAUUCUUCACAUUGGUCUUGUUAUAUCAAAUAUAUGUAUAUAAUGAUUGUAAAAUAUGUUCUGGUAUGGUAUGUAAGAAAUUGUUCCAUACUAGAGAUUCUUAUUUUCCCAUGGCAUGUUUAUUGUGCAUUGGACUGGUCUGUGCUUAGGGAAUGCAAGGCCUGCAAAAAUAUACCUGUAAUUGGUAGUACAGGUUGUACCUCUCUAGUUCGGCAACCUCGAGACCUGACCGGUGCUGGACCAUGGAAAUUUCCGGACCAUGAAAAUUCACCCUUUUUCUGGAUAGAUAGUGACUUGUGCUUACGCUUGGAAGCACUAGCACCACUUUCUCUGCUUCAUGGUCUCUUUGAGGACAUA
Homarus americanus (American lobster) is the source of this 2927-nucleotide messenger RNA. Its product is annotated as protein FAM207A-like. Lineage: Eukaryota; Metazoa; Arthropoda; Malacostraca; Decapoda; Nephropidae. Bases 279 to 926 code for a protein of 215 amino acids. The transcript has 5 exons. Gene Ontology annotation, biological process: maturation of SSU-rRNA from tricistronic rRNA transcript (SSU-rRNA, 5.8S rRNA, LSU-rRNA). The record is from RefSeq and is a predicted model, not a curated record. Gene Ontology annotation, cellular component: nucleolus; 90S preribosome; preribosome, small subunit precursor.